UUAAACUGCUGUUUUCUUCUAGGCAACUACUGAAGACGGAGCUGGGCUCUUUCUUCACUGAAUACCUCCAAAAUCAGCUGCUGACAAAGGGAAUGGUGAUACUGAGGGACAAAAUGCGGUUCUAUGAAGGUCAGAAGCUAUUGGACUCCUUGGCAGAGACGUGGGACUUCUUCUUCUGUGAUGUUCUGUCCAUGCUUCAGGCUAUCUUCUACCCAGUACAGGGUAAGGAGCCGUCGGUGCGUCAGCUGGCCCUGCUUCACUUCAGAAGCAUCAUCACUCUGAACAUCAAGCUGGAGGACGCCCUGUCCCGCCCCCGCGCCCGUGUCCCCCCCUCUAUCAUACAGAUGUUGCUUAUACUGCAGGGUGUCCAUGAGUCUAAAGGAGUGACUGAGGACUACCUGCGUCUGGAAGCUUUGGUUCAGAAGGUGGUGUCUCCCUACCUGGGAACCCACGGCCUCUACUCCAACGACGGAUCCUCAAUGCAAUACUCCUCCUGCGUACUGGAAAAGCGUCUGCAGCGGCGGUGGCCCAAGUCAGGCGACGCCCCCGCAAAGAACCUGGUGAUGCGCUCCAAGUCCUACAACGUGCCCAUGUUGACGCCUGUGGUGGAGUACGAUACCGAGACAGGCUCCGUGAGCAGCAUGGGCAUCCGCCGCCAUUCCGUCUGCGAGAUGACUUCCUGUCUGGAAGAAGGCGCCAUCAACGACAUCAGCACCACUUCCUCCCUGGCCUCUGCGGCCCAGUCGGGCCUCUCCUCCCUGGAGCAGGAGCUCAGCCUGACAGGGGUUGUUUGUGGUGGAGGUGGUGGAAGUCUGGAUCUCUGUGGGUCUGUGGGGUCUGAGUCUUUGGAGUCCCACCUCCAGCCCUCCAUCUUUCAGGACUCCCACUCCCCAGGACCCUUCCGCGACGGCGGGGGGGAGUCGACAGUGUCCCCCUCUGUUCUGUGUCAGGUCCACUCUGGUUCGGAGACGGGGUCGAUCCCCAGCUGUUCCUCCAGCCCGGAGACAGUGGUAGAUCAGAUACUGGACUCUAUGGACUCUGACCCUGAUGGCAUCUUCAUAGACUUCUCCCACCACAGCUGCUCAGACUCUUCAUCCUCUGGUUACAGCAGGGAGAGUGGUAGACAGAGUGUGGUGUAAUUUGGGGUUUCUGGGAACUUUUCCCUAAUCCCAGUUGGAUGAUCUUAGAUUGCCUGUUUAUUCACUACUGAUUUCUGGAAAAUCUGUGACUAGUGAGAAAGUGUCUGGAGAUUUGCAGCUGUAGGUCUGAUGGAUCUCAAGAGAAUAUCACACCUACUGGCACCAGCGGUACUCCACUCACACCGUCGUCUCUAAAAACACACCGCUCUUUCUCGGGUCUAUUUUUCACGGAAUAUUUCUACAGUAAACUCCCUUUUAUUAAAUCUUUUUUUUUGUGCUUGAUUUUCACUUCUAGUGCUUCGUUUUGAGGAUAAACUGUACUUAUUUGUAUUUCUUUGUGUUUGUAUUACUGAUGCUCAGUGACUGACAACUUUGAAUCAGUCUGAGGUGCCUCUUCUAGUCUUGUGAAAGGUCCAGUGGGAAGGAAACAGUUUGAGGUGCCUCUUCAAGUCUUGUGAAAGGCCCAGUGGAAACGGAACAGUUUGAGGUGUCUCUUCAAGUCUUGUGAAAGGUCCAGUGGGAAGGAAACAGUUUGAGGUGUCUCUUCAAGUCUUGUGAAAGGCCCAGUGGAAAGGAAACAGUUUGAGGUGCCUCUUCAAGUCUUGUGAAAGGCCCAGUGGAAAGGAAACAGUUUGAGGUGCCUCUUCAAGUCUUGUGAAAGGCCCAGUGGAAAGGAGAGAUCAAUCAGACCUAGCUGGGCUCUCUGGGAUGACCCCCACCUGGUUCACCAGAGGUCAUGAGUUCAUUGCUUUCUCAACAUGUCUCUUGUUCAAGAGGCAGUGCUGGGGUGAGGAGAUCAGAUAUGAUUCCAGUGUUCACGUCUUCAUUUUAAGCAGUAGGUAUCAUGUAGGCCUGGGUGACAUUUCUGCCACAGUGAUCUGUGGCUGGGCCUCUGUUUCUGCUUCAACAUUGCCCCCAUGUGGACGGGAUGUGCAACAUUGCCCCCAUGUUUACUCUGCUGCGCCAGAGUAAAAUCUUAAUGUCAAAUACACAAAGAGAUGUGUUUUUGGAACGUGAAGGAGCUGGUGGCUCAGUGGUAAGGAUCUCACCCCAUAAGCAUGGGUUUGUAGGUAUGAUUCCUGACAAAGCCUGGAGGACUGCGACAACUGAUGGUGGUUUUCCCUCCUGUCAACAGCAGAAGUUACGGAGGAAAACCAAUGGAAAAAGUAGACCUGUAGGUUUUUGAAAACUAAGGGUCGUCUACUUAUGACCCCAACACAUCCUGAUCCAGAGCUGUGACUGGGGUUUGAACCUACAACCCUGAACAUACGGGGUGAGAUCUUUACACCAGAGCCACAGACUUCUUCACACCUCUAACUGUUUUCUUUGUCAUUUUCACAUUGAGAAUUGCUGAAAUUUCCACCAAAUCAAACCUAAGAUUUGAACCCAUAACCUCUGUGUUUGACGGCAGGAAUUGAACCUCAAAGACUCUCACACUUCUAGCUCUUCUUACUAGGAUCCAAAUAGUUAAACACAUGCCUUCUCUCAACUAAUGAUUUAGUAUGAUCGUUUGUAUUCUAAAUGAACUUGUAUGACACAGCCAUGACCAACUUCUGGAGUUGGUUUUAUGAUUUUCUAAACAAUGACACGUUCAAAUGUAUUAAUUAUCGUAGCACUUGAUGGACAAGUCAUUCUGAUUUGAUCUCAUGAUUAUGUCAAACUGAACCUCAACUCAAACUUGACAUUUAAUGCAGAAUUUUUGUUGGUCUGUUCAAGAUUAUGGGCUUGAUUCAAUCCGUUGCGCUGAAGAGCUGCUGUGUAGCGUGAUUUACAUUGUCACCUGACCCUUCGGAGAGUAUUCAGAUCCCUUGACUUUUUCAAAAGGUUUUUACGUUACAACUUCAUUCUAAAAUGUAUUAAAAAAAAUCAAUCCCUCAUCAA
Messenger RNA from Salvelinus namaycush (lake trout), 3020 nucleotides. It is a transcript of the gene prr5b, whose product is annotated as proline rich 5b (renal). The coding region runs from base 93 to 1139 and encodes 348 amino acids. Gene Ontology annotation, biological process: TORC2 signaling. NCBI's taxonomy places the organism in Eukaryota, Metazoa, Chordata, Actinopteri, Salmoniformes, Salmonidae. The record is from RefSeq and is a predicted model, not a curated record. Gene Ontology annotation, cellular component: TORC2 complex. The transcript is spliced from 6 exons.